AUGAGCUGGCCGGACGCUCAGAGUUUCUGCAGACAGAACUUCUUGGACCUGGUGUCGGUCAGCAGCAUGGAGGACGUGACGCUCCUGACCCAAAUGGUGGAUCUGGACGCCAUGUCUACCACAGCGCAGACGACAAACAGGUACAGAGCCUGGAUCGGUUUGUCUGAGGACCUGGACAGCUGGACGUGGUCCAUCACUGACCCCGACUUCUACAGAGACAGAGAAGCCGUGUUCAGGAACUGGAAAAUUGAGGAACCAGACAACUACCAGGGGAAAGAAAGCUGCGGAGUCCUGAUGUAUUCUGGAGAGUUUGCUGAUUUGGAGACACGAUGCUUCGUUUGUCCUUCUGGACCAAAGAUGAGCUGGUCUGCAGCCCAGAGCUUCUGCAGGCAGCAUCACAGCGACAUGGCCAGCGUCAGGAGCUCAGCGGAGCUCCAGCACAUGAAGGGCCUAGUCCAAUCCUCCGGAGAAAAGGCGGUCUGGAUCGGUCUGUACAGAAACACCUGGUUGUGGGCGGACGGCAGCAACGUCACGUUCAGCCACUGGAGGCCGACAGAACCUAACGGCAGCGCGGAGAACUGCGCGGCGGCGGCGCUGGGCGACGGCGGCGUGUGGGAGGACCUGGGCUGCUCCACACUGAUGCCCUUCUUCUGCUACGAUGUUCCAGGUUCACAGCAGGUGGUGAAGGUGAAGCUGGUGACGUCUUCCUCUCUGGACCUGGGAGACCCGGCGGUGCUGGCGAACCUGCUGCAGCAGUUUGAAGAGAAGCUGAAGGAGGACAGCAGAGUGGAAGGGGAGGUAAAGGUGAGAUGGAUCGACCAAUCAGACGGGAGGAUUUUCCACCAGGACGAGUGACGAGCGUCAGACAGGAAGUCAUGUCUGAUGACAAUAUUGUCUGUUCCUUAUUAACAUGGUUUGCUGUUUUCUGAUAAUCCUCUUUAAUGUAGACAAACAGGACAUUUAUUUGUGAUGUGAUUUAAAAUAUGAAGUUUGAUGUAGAAACUAUCUGUGAAGGCUUCAA
Poeciliopsis prolifica (blackstripe livebearer) is the source of this 1021-nucleotide messenger RNA. RefSeq names its product C-type mannose receptor 2-like. The record is from RefSeq and is a predicted model, not a curated record. Bases 1 to 855 code for a protein of 284 amino acids. NCBI's taxonomy places the organism in Eukaryota, Metazoa, Chordata, Actinopteri, Cyprinodontiformes, Poeciliidae. The transcript has 5 exons.